Messenger RNA from Solanum dulcamara, 4567 nucleotides. Its product is annotated as leucine-rich repeat receptor-like serine/threonine-protein kinase At1g17230. Gene Ontology annotation, cellular component: plasma membrane. Gene Ontology annotation, biological process: protein phosphorylation; hormone-mediated signaling pathway. Gene Ontology annotation, molecular function: ATP binding; protein kinase activity; protein binding. Lineage: Eukaryota; Viridiplantae; Streptophyta; Magnoliopsida; Solanales; Solanaceae. The record is from RefSeq and is a predicted model, not a curated record. The transcript has 3 exons. The coding region runs from base 990 to 4319 and encodes 1109 amino acids.
CAAAUAAUCCCAUAUUGUUAGGCUUAGAAAUAGUUGGCUGAGAGAUAACUCCAAGGAAAUAUUUUCAUAUGAUCAAUCUCUAUCUCUCUUUAUCUCAACAACACUUACAUACAUACAUGGUGUAAAAGCAACAGAGUACUACUAUUUGGGACCAACUAGAGAAUGAAAUCAUGAUGUUUAGAAUUACAACAAGAAAAAGAUGGAGAAUUAAGAGGAAGAAGAAGCAAAAACUAGUGGUUAACAAUUUAUCAUCAUAUAGUUGUAUUCAUUCACAUAUCACACUCACAUGUUCUAGUACUCCUUCCAUUCUGUAAAGUUCUAGUUGACUCUAUCCAUUGUGGUCCUUCUCCAUUUUCUUGCCUUAUCAAUCAGUCAACUUUUUUUAGCCAAAUUAUUUUCUCUGUUUUCACAUCCCUUUUGUAUCCUCUAAAUUAUUUUUCUUACUUUGUUUUAAGUAUUAUAGAUAAACCCCAUUUCUUGAUUUUCAGAAUCUUGAUCUUUGGUCUUUUUGCAUGUCUUGAGUGGCAUUAUUUUUGGUCAUUAAGGUUAAAACAAUUCAAGAUUUUCAUAUAAUAGCUAAACCCCAUUUCUUGAUUUGUAGAUCAUUUACAUGUCUUGAGUGGCAUAUUUUUCUGGUCAUUAAGGUUAAAACAAUUCUAGAUUUCAUAUUAUAGCUAAACCCCAUUUCUUGAUUUGUAGUAUAUUGAUGAUUUGCAUGUCUUGAGUGGCGUGUUUUUCUGUUCAUUAAGGUUAAAACAAUUCUAGAUUUCAUGUUUACUUUUGCUUCUUAAAUUUGGGUUGGCAGUUAUGGGCCCUGGAAUCUCAAAACUUGCUUAAUGGUAUCUGUUUCUUGGUCUGCCAUUAGCUCUGCUACAUCUUUUGGGGCAUUGCCAUACUCAGAAGGUUCCAAGUUUUCAUACCUAAAAAAUAUUGACAUGACUUUAGUGUAAACUAAAAAGCAUGUCAUUUAUUCCCUUCUAUCCUUGGAAAUGGCAAGUUAUAGUAACUCUGCAAUCCAACAGCAUUUGUUUUUUGUGCUGUUGAUUCUUCUUUUCUUUGCUGGAUUUGGUGAAUCUUUAAAUGAGGAGGGACUUAUUCUUUUGGAGUUCAAAAAGUCCCUUAAUGACCCUGAUAACAAUCUUGAAAGUUGGAAUUCUUCAAACUUGAGUCCUUGCAAAUGGGAUGGUGUUAAGUGUAGCACAAAUGAUCAGGUGAUUUCUCUCAAUAUCGAUGCUCGUAACUUGUCUGGUAGUUUAUCUUCAAGAAUUUGUGAACUUCCUUACUUGACAGUAUUGAAUGUGUCAUCAAAUUUCAUUUCUGGUCAAAUUCCUGACGAUUUUACGCGAUGUCAUAGCUUGGAGAAAUUGAACCUUUGCACCAAUAGGUUCCAUGGGGAGUUUCCUGUCCAACUACGCAAUGUUACCUCACUUAGACAGCUUUAUUUAUGUGAGAAUUACAUUUAUGGUGAAAUCCCUCAGGACAUUGGAAAUUUGUCACUUCUUGAGGAGCUUGUUAUUUAUAGUAACAAUCUUACUGGAAAGAUACCUGUUUCAAUAGGUAAAUUGAAAAGGCUUAGGAUCAUCAGGGCCGGGCGAAAUUAUCUGUCUGGCCCUAUUCCUGCUGAAAUUAGUGAAUGUGAAAGUUUACAAGUACUUGGUGUAGCAGAAAAUAGGCUAGAAGGGUCUUUUCCAGUAGAGCUUCAAAGGCUUAAGAACCUUACAAACUUAAUUCUUUGGGCCAACUUUUUCUCUGGUGCAAUACCUCCUGAGGUUGGAAACUUCAGUAAGUUGGAAUUACUUGCUUUGCAUGAAAAUUCAUUCAGUGGACAAAUUCCUAAAGAGAUUGGAAAUUUAACUAAUUUGAGAAGGUUGUACAUUUACACAAAUCAGUUGAAUGGAACAAUUCCAUGGCAAAUGGGAAAUUGUUUGAGUGCAGUUGAGAUUGAUUUAUCCGAAAAUCAGUUGAGAGGAUACAUUCCAAAAAGUUUGGGGCUACUUUCUAACCUGCGGUUGCUUCACCUUUUCGAGAACAGACUACAUGGGAAGAUUCCAAAGGAGCUUGGAGAGUUGAAGCUGCUUAAGAAUUUGGACUUGUCUAUAAACAACUUGACAGGUAGAAUUCCAUUAGUGUUUCAGAAUCUUGCAUUCUUGGAGAAUUUACAACUUUUUGACAAUCACCUAGAGGGUCCUAUUCCGCGAUUUAUUGGCCUCAAAAGUGACCUCUCUAUAGUGGACCUGUCCAAGAACAAUCUUGAAGGAAGAAUACCUUCAAACCUUUGUCAGUUUCAGAAGUUAACAUUCCUGAGCCUCGGGUCUAACAAGUUGUCGGGCAAUAUCCCUUAUGGCCUAAAGACUUGCAAGUCCCUCGAGCAGCUAAUGCUAGGAGAUAACCUACUCACUGGGAGUUUUUCCGUUGAUCUUAGCAAGUUGCAGAACCUUUCAGCUCUUGAGCUUUUUCACAACAGAUUUUCUGGAUUGCUACCACCAGAGGUAGGCAACCUUAGAAGAUUAGAGAGGUUACUCUUGUCACAUAACGACUUUUUUGGGCAAAUUCCUCCUGAUAUUGGAAAACUUGUGAAGCUUGUUGCUUUUAAUGUUUCCUCCAACCGGCUCUCGGGUGAUAUUCCUCAUGAAUUAGGGAAUUGUAUAAGUCUCCAGAGGCUUGAUCUUAGCAAGAACUCAUUCGCUGGAAAUCUCCCGGAUGAACUUGGCAGGCUAGUGAACUUGGAACUGCUUAAGCUAUCUGAUAAUAAGUUUAGUGGACAGAUACCUGGUGGCUUAGGUGGACUAGCACGACUAACUGAUUUGGAGAUGGGAGGCAAUUUCUUCUCUGGUAGUAUUCCUAUUGAGCUUGGCUACCUUGGAACUCUUCAGAUUUCUCUCAAUCUGAGUCAUAAUGCUCUCAAUGGAUCGAUUCCUAGCAACCUCGGGAAGUUGCAGAUGCUUGAAACAUUGUACUUAAAUGACAACCAGCUCAUUGGUGAGAUUCCAACUUCAAUAGGACAGUUGAUGAGCCUGAUAGUAUGCAAUCUUUCUAACAAUAACCUUGUGGGAUCAGUACCAAACACGCCUGCAUUUAAAAGGAUGGACUCAAGCAACUUUGCUGGAAAUGUUGGGCUAUGCACGUCAGAUUCCCGCCAUUGUGAUCCUUCUCCGGUCCCUUUGAUUGCUUCAAAGUCAAGCUGGUUGAAACACGGUUCUUCAAGGCAAAAAAUAAUUACCGCUGUUUCUGCGACUGUUGGAAUGAUCUCUUUGGUAUUGAUUGUAGUUAUAUGUAGGAUCAUUAGAGACCACAAAGCAGCUUUUGUGUCCGUGGAAAAUCAAGUAAAGCCUGAUGUCUUCAAUGAUCAUUACUUUCCACGGAAAGGGUUCACGUAUCAGGACCUUGUCAAUGCUACUGGAAAUUUCUCAGACAGCGCAAUCAUAGGAAGGGGAGCCUGUGGCACUGUCUACAGAGCUAACAUGGCAGAUGGUGAGUUUGUUGCAGUUAAAAAGUUGAAGCCACAAGGAGAAGCCGCCAGUGUUGACAGCAGCUUCCAGGCUGAAUUAUCUACACUUGGUAAGAUAAAUCACAGAAAUAUUGUCAAGCUAUAUGGUUUCUGCUACCAUCAAGAUUGCAAUCUUCUCUUAUAUGAGUACAUGGUAAAUGGAAGCCUCGGGGAAGCACUUCACGGGAAUAAGACAACUGGUUUACUAAAUUGGAUUAGCAGAUACAAAAUUGCCUUAGGAGCUGCUGAGGGAUUAUGCUAUUUGCACCAUGACUGUAAGCCACAUAUCAUUCACAGGGAUAUAAAAUCGAACAACAUUUUGUUGGAUGAAUUGCUUGAGGCACAUGUUGGAGACUUUGGCUUGGCAAAACUAAUUGACUUCCCUUACUCAAAAUCCAUGUCUGCGGUUGCUGGUUCAUACGGCUACAUUGCCCCUGAAUAUGCAUACACAAUGAAAGUGACAGAGAAAUGCGACAUCUAUAGUUAUGGCGUUGUUUUGUUGGAACUGAUUACUGGUAGGUCUCCAGUUCAACCCCUCGAUCAGGGAGGCGAUUUGGUGACUUGGGUAAGGAGAUCAAUUCAUGAAGGAGUGGCACUAACUGAACUUUUUGACAAUAGGAUGGAUUUUAGUGUUGAAAGAACAAGUGAAGAGAUGUCUCUAGUUCUCAAGAUUGCUAUGUUCUGCACCAAUACAUCCCCUGUCAACAGGCCUACUAUGCGAGAAGUCAUCGCCAUGCUGAUUGAAGCCCGGGAAUCUGUGAUCACUUCACCACCAUCGCCAUCAUCCGAAACUCCUCUAAGUGAAGCUGAUGCUAAUAAAGGUUCUAAUUAAGCAAACAUAGACCAAAAAAAGAAAACUGAAGUUGCAGAAGUUGUGCCUCAUCUGAAGCUGCCAAAUUCUAAUAUAGUUAGAAGCAUCUCAUUAUUCAUGUACACACAACUACCUUUGAUACCAUACUUCCCCUCUAAUAAUUAUUAGUUGGCAUUUCUUAUCUAUUUCUUUUCUAAAUUCUAUCUACUUAUAUGAUCUGUCUGCACAUUAACUGCCUAAUUGGUAUUCAGUUACUAAUCAUUUGGUUA